GUUCCACUGAAAUGCAUCUAGGGAGGUAUCGACUGGGUGGUAAUGUUUUAAACAUUAUCAUGUGUGUCAAAUGCGUCAGUUUAUUGUAGGCUAUUUCCAAGAUAACUGGGCUGCUAUUGUCCGUAGACGUUCACUUUCGUUUUCGGCCUUGCGUCAUCAGUAACUAUUCGAAACUGUAUUUAUAUUUGUUUGUAGGCGUGUUUUGUUUUAUGCCCUCUAUAAAUACAGUUUCAUUUAAGAAUCAUUUUCGUUUCCUGCUUUGUUGAUGAUGAUGAUGAGACUUUCUGUAUGUCAUAUGGUUGGUUGCGGUCAUAUAAACCCAUCAUUGAGUCGGACACAUCGGCAGGUAACAGUGUGGUCGCGUUUAUCAGAAAUAAUGGGAGACUAGUGUCUGUCGCACGGAUUCAAGAGGACCAAGAUGGGAGAAGAAUCACAGGGAAACUGAAGAGUGUGACAUGUAAGGAGACGAUUCGGGCUCUGAGUUGUGGAGAUUCUCAUGCUGUUUUACUGUCUGAAGAGGGCCGGGUUCUUUGCUUGGACAAGGCCAAUAUUCUCAGACCAUUGGAUAACCUAUGUAACCGACAGGUAACUCAGGUUGCAUGUGGAGACCAGCAUUCAAUUUCACUAACACAGGAUGGUCAGGUGUUCACAUGGGGUCAGAACACCAGCGGUCAGCUGGGUUUGGGGUGGGGCGAGCCCAGCGCCAUGUCCCCCAAGCCCCUGAAGUCUCUAUCAGGGAUCCCCCUGGUUCAGAUCACUGCAGGGGGAGACCACAGCUUCGCUCUGUCCCUUUCUGGAGCUGUGUUCGGCUGGGGCAAGAACACCGCCGGGCAGCUGGGACUAGGGGACACAACAAACAGACAUGCCCCAGCUCCUGUUGAUUGCCUGAAUCUGAAGAAGACUGUUUGGAUUUCAUGUGGAGGAGAACAUACUGCCGUUCUGACAAAGGGAGGUGUGGUGUUCACAUUUGGCUCAGGCCACUAUGGACAGCUUGGACACAACUCUCUCCGAGAUGAACUACGACCUCGAGUGGUGGGGCAACUCUGGGGGUCAAAGGUGACCCAGAUAGCCUGUGGAAGACACCACACAUUAGCAUUUGUGGGGCCCUCAAAUAAGAUCUACUCAUUUGGGCACGGAGAGCAAGGGCAGCUGGGAAAUGGAGUAAAGAUUGAUCAGUCUGUGCCCCUUCCAGUACAACUGCCAGACCAGAUUGAUGACCAGAAAAUUGAACACAUUUUUGCUGGAGGAAACCAUUCCUUUGCAUUGUGCACUCUUGGUCAGGAGUCUGAAGAAAGGUCUAACAAUCUCAGGUCAAGUGUGGGCAAAGUGACACAAGCUAUAGAUGAAAAGAUCAUUUACAAAUGGAUCUCGGAAUGUGAUUCAAAGUCUUGGAAAAAAGGACAGAAGGAAAUCACAAAAAUGUUUUCUUCUGCAUCAUGUUUAAAUGGGAGCUUUCUUGAUAAAAGUUGUGACAAACAUUACCAAACCUCACCAAAACAGUCUGGCCUGGAUUUUUCACUCGUCCGAGGCGCAUUCCGGAAGCUGGCGAAAAAGGGCAAAGUUUUGACUGAGGUAGAAGCUGUUGUCCAGCACACACUGCUUCCCUCUCUGUAUGAGGAGCCCAUUGGAGUGGAGAGCUUGAGGGUCUACCUGGUUCUCCCCGAGCUCCUCAGGGUCCUUCACAAACAGCACAGAAGGACAGAUCUCACCGAAGCCGUUGCUGCUGCUAUCCUCAGACUGCACCCCGACAAGCUGCAGGUCCUCGGUGACUGCUGGUCCUCAUUGAAGCCAUCUGUCAUGACCAAGCACAUUGGGGUGUGGAAGAAGGCCCUGUCGGGGAUUCUGAGGAGUGGACAUAUUCUACGCACUCGUGACCCUGGGAUCAAACACCUGCUCCAGGUCCUCGGCCAUCUCCACAGAGCAAACCAGAAAUCUGUAGAGACCCAGACAGUUCCAGACAGUACCUUUUGUAUGGAGGAGGUUCACUUCAAUCCCAUAUUUCUAGAGGAGGAUGUAAAGCUUUGGCGUUUAUGGUCAAAGCAGGAUGUGGAUCAGACACCUGCCAUCUUUUGUCGUUACCCAUUCUUGAUGAAUCUGCAGAGCAAGAUAAACGUUUUUAACAUCAACGCCGCACUCACACAGAGGACUGGCAUGGGGCCUUUUGACAUGUUCCUCAUGGGCGGCGCCUGCUCCGUUCUUUGA
Molecule: messenger RNA, 2202 nt
Organism: Salvelinus namaycush (lake trout)
Lineage: Eukaryota; Metazoa; Chordata; Actinopteri; Salmoniformes; Salmonidae
Product: probable E3 ubiquitin-protein ligase HERC3
Exons: 17
Coding region: 289-2202 (637 amino acids)
Source: RefSeq, a predicted model, not a curated record